UCCUUGGAAUAUCUGAAGUCCAUAUGGCUAUGUAUGAUGAAGAUAUCUUGAAAAAUCCCUUUUAUUUGGCCAUUCAGAAGCGGCAUCCUGAUCUAUGCAGCAAAGUUGCAGAACUCCAUGGUAUUGUGUUAGUUCCAUGCAAAGGAAGCCUUUCAAGCAACAGUCUUUCUACCUGCCAGUUCGAAUCUUAUGUUCUGAAGCCGCUAGAAGAAAACUUUCAGACCUUAAAUGGAAAGGAGAUCUUCAUACAAGGAAACCUCAUCAUUUUAGGAACUGGUUUUAAUGAUCAUAUCUCAGUACCUGUUCUUUUUGAGGAAACUUUUUACAAUGAAAAAGAAGAAAGCUUUAGUAUACUGUGCAUAGCUCAUCCACUGGAAAGAACAGAAAGCUCAAGUGAAUCUACACCUUCAUCAAGUUCCUAUUCUCUUAAAAAUAUUGAAGAUGUUAGAGAAUUCUUGGGAAGGCACUGUGAGAGAUUUGAUAAAUACAUAGGAUCUUUCCAUAGAACAUUUAAAGAACAUGAAAGGAAAAGCCUCCGCCACUACAUAGAUUCUGUCAAUGCACUUUAUACCAAAUGUCUCCAGCAUCUUUUGAGAGAUUCGCACUUGAAGAUGCUUGCAAAACAAGAAGAGCAGAUGAAUCUGAUUAAACAAGCAGUUGAAAUGUAUAUACACCACGCUAUUUAUGAUCUAGUCUUCAAAUAUGUGGGGACUAUUGAGGCAAGUGAGGAUGCUGCUUUUAACAAAAUCACGAGGAGCCUUCAAGAUCUGCAGCAAAAGGACAUUGGAGUGAAGCCUGAGUUCAGUUUUAAUAUACCACGUGCAAAGCGAGAACUGGGUCAGUUGAACAAAUGUACUUCCCCUCAACAGAAGCUACUUUGUCUACGAAAAGUGGUACAAAUUAUUAUGCAAUCUCCUAGCCAAAGAGUUAACAUGGAAACCAUGUGUGCAGAUGAUCUUCUAUCUGUUUUGCUGUAUUUACUUGUAAAAACAGAAAUCCCAAACUGGAUGGCCAACUUGAGUUACAUAAAGAACUUCAGGCUUUGCAGUUCAGUGAAGGAUGAAUUGGGAUACUGUCUGACCUCAAUUGAGGCUGCAAUAGAAUACAUACGACAAGGCAAGCUCUCUGACAGAUCAACAGAAUCUGAGAGCCUCUGUGACAAGCUGCUUUUAAGACAAAGGAUGAACUUGUUGUCCCAGAUGUCUGCUACUCCAAUAGACUGCUUAUUUAAGCAUAUUGCUUCAGGUAAUCAGGAGGAAGUGGAGCGAUUACUAAGUCAAGGUGACAGUGAUAAGGACACUGUACAGAAAAUGUGUCAUCCGCUCUGUUACUGUGACAAAUGUGAGAAGCUAGUUUCUGGGAAACUGAAUGAUCCUUCCAUUGUCACUCCGUUUUCCCGAGAUGACCGGGGAUAUACACCACUUCAUAUAGCUGCUAUUUGUGGGCAAACGUCAUUAGUGGAUUUACUAGUAGCCAAAGGAGCCACUGUCAAUGCUACAGAUUACCACGGUUCAACUCCACUUCACCUUGCCUGUCAGAAGGGAUAUCAAAAUGUUACACUUCUCUUAUUGCACUAUAAGGCAAGUACUGAUGUUCAGGACAAUAAUGGAAAUACUCCUCUUCAUUUAGCCUGCACUUAUGGACAUGAGGACUGCGUCAAAGCUUUAAUCUACUAUGAUGUGCAUUCCAUUGGUAAUGAAAAGGGAGAUACUCCUCUCCAUAUAGCUGCUCGUUGGGGCUAUCAAGGGAUCAUAGAAGUGCUUUUGCAAAAUGGAGCAAAUCCAGAAAUUCAAAACCGGAUGAAAGAGACUUCCCUACAGUGUGCAUUAAAUUCCAAGAUUUUGUCACUGAUGGAAUUAAACUAUCUUACGUUUGAAAGAGGACAGAGUGCUUCUGAGUCACCGCUUAGGUCUCCUCAACGCUCAACAGAAACUUUCAGCAGAGGAUCAUCUGUCUCAAGCCUCUCAUCAGCAUCAACUGAUUUAAGGCAAGAAGAAGUAAAAAAUAGUUAUAAAGAGGUAGAAAAACUCCUAAGAGCAGUUGCUGAUGGAGAUCUGGAAAUGGUACGUUAUCUCUUGGAAUGGAUGGAAGAGGACUUAGAAGAUGAGGACGACACAGUCAGUACAUCAAAACCAGACUUCUGCCAUCCAUUAUGCCAGUGCUCAAAGUGUGGCCCAGCACAAAAG
Pterocles gutturalis (yellow-throated sandgrouse) is the source of this 2186-nucleotide messenger RNA. It is a transcript of the gene ANKRD27, whose product is annotated as ankyrin repeat domain 27 (VPS9 domain). The record is from RefSeq and is a predicted model, not a curated record. The transcript has 21 exons. NCBI's taxonomy places the organism in Eukaryota, Metazoa, Chordata, Aves, Pterocliformes, Pteroclidae. Gene Ontology annotation, cellular component: plasma membrane; neuron projection; late endosome. The annotation marks the transcript as partial. Gene Ontology annotation, molecular function: guanyl-nucleotide exchange factor activity; SNARE binding. Gene Ontology annotation, biological process: neuron projection morphogenesis; early endosome to late endosome transport.